AUGUUUAAGAAGGCCAUUCCCCCUGGUCUCAAGUUGUUCGUCUUCCUGCGCCAUCUCGCCACUGGGGCCACCUAUGCCGAGCUGUCUUACAACUUCCGAGUGAGCAAGGAAGCCAUCCAGAAGUUUGUUCCUGAUGUAGCCAGAGCGAUAGUGGAUGAGUAUACUGCAGAAGUCAUCUCCCUCCCACAACCAAUGAAGGCUGGCUUGAGGUUGCAGGUGAUUUUGAAGCCAGAUGGAAUCUUCCUCACUGUCUCGGGAGCCUAUGAUGGAAAAGCACAUCCAUCUCAGAAGCCCAACAAAUCAGGGAGCCUUUACUUCAAACUACAAGCAGUUCUUCUCGGUUGUCCUGAUGGCUCUGGUAGAUUAAAAGUACCAGUUCGUGUGGAUCGAUGUGGAUGGGUUUGGCCAUCAGUCUGA
Strongylocentrotus purpuratus (purple sea urchin) is the source of this 417-nucleotide messenger RNA. RefSeq lists its product as uncharacterized. Lineage: Eukaryota; Metazoa; Echinodermata; Echinoidea; Camarodonta; Strongylocentrotidae. The record is from RefSeq and is a predicted model, not a curated record. The coding region runs from base 1 to 417 and encodes 138 amino acids. The transcript is spliced from 2 exons.